CUUCCUCUUGCCGCUGCUGCUGCUGCCGCUGCUCCUCCUCCUCCUCCUCCUCCUCCUCUUCCUCCGCCUCCUCCUUCGGCUCGGAGGACGACGUUGGACGACGACCGAGAGGACGCGAUAAUCGACGAGAGGAAAACGUGCACCGACGGCGAGCGAGCAUCACCGAUACUGCCGCUGCGAAGGCGAUGUUGCGUUUCUGCCCUCGGAAAUACGUGCAAGACGACGAGAGAGAUUACGAAGACGAGAGGCUGCCGGCGAGCGACGCCGACUACCUGGACGCCGGUACCGGCAUUCUGGCCAUCGACCUUCCAUCGAGCACGACUAUCCGCGAUUAUCGUUCUCAUCGCUACGACAACUAUUGUCGCUGCUAUAGCCGUGAUCGAGCUUUCAUCGUUGACCGAGCGAAACGCACGCGGAAAUCGCCUACGCACCCGCUAACGGCCAAAGAGGAUUCGCCGGGAGCUAGAAAAAAGCACGAGGAUAAAGGCAACUACUUCCGAGUCGGUGCGCCGGCUUGCGCGUGACCAAGAGCCGGCCCUCGUUACUACUUUUACCAACACGCUACGCGCCUAUCAGUCGAAGCGCGAUCGUUCCAACGACCGCCGUGUCUUUUCUCCUCCGUUCUCGUUACUACUUGUGCGCGCGCGACCUCGUCGAAUACCGAAGAAAAUUAGCGAUUUUUCUUCCUCGAUCUUCGCCACCCUUUCUUUCUUCUCUCUCUUUUCACGGCACAAUCCACGAACGCGAUAUCUUUACGCCGCGCGAGUGCUGCUGCUGCAAGUGCCGGCUUUUCUCAAUGGUGCAGGUCGGUGCAUCAAACUCUUGAAAAGCGUCGCGAGUGCUGCGAAGACAUACAGAGAGAGAUAGAGAGGGAGAAGGAGAGACGGACAGAGACGGACAGAGACAGAGAGAGACAGAGAGAGAGAGAGAGAGAGAGAGACAGACUGAAAACGAUAGAACUUCUAUCGCAAUUUCUUAAAACACGGACGCAUCGUCUUCUUGUUGUGUAAAAGAGAGAGAGAGAGAGAGAGAGAGAGAGAGAGAGAGAGAGAGAGAGAGUGUGUAUAGUAGGGAGAAACGAGAGGAGCGCCUUCGGGAGUAUCUUUCUUUCUCUUUCUAUUCGCGUUACACUCUCCACGAACCUCCUCGCCCCUUUCCCCGGACUUCCUCUUAGUCCCUCUCCACCGCCACAUGUCACCGAAUUUCGAGCCAUAGCGUAUAUAUGUUUAUCGUAUUUCCCUUCUUUAUCUAUACCUGUAUAUGUAUGCCUAUGUAUAUAAAUGCACGUAUACCAAUAUAUUGUAUAUAUAUAUAUACAUACAUAUAUCACACGAACUCGUUAUAAAAUAUAAGGACGUGCGCGCGUUUGACGUGAGAUUAAAAGGCGUACAAAGUGCGAAAGCAGUCCGUUAACGAGAGAAAGAAGCAGAAAGAAGGGAGAAAAGUGUACCGCUUCUUCGUUUUCUUCGUCCAAAAAAGAAGAGAAAGGGAGAGACGGAGAGAGAGAGAGAGAGAGAGAGAGAGAGAGAGAGAGGAGGGGGCGGGGACGGGGAAAAUCGACGUUUCGUGCUCCGCUGGCGUCAUCGCUGCACGCUAAUCUGCCUUUUUUCCUACGUUAUCUUCGUACGUCGCAUCGAGUGCCGUUGGACGAAUAUUUCAAUGCGACUCCCUCGAUAAUAAAAGCCAAGCCGUACAGUUCGAGGACCUUCGACCAUGUCUCUUCUCAACGUCAGAGUGAAGAAGGCGCGGUUCGUCUGCGAGGAAGCGGAUGACUUCAAUUCGUACGUAACGCUGAAGCUGCAGAAUGUAAAGUCGACGACAGUCACCGUAAAGGGGGCCAAUCCAAGCUGGGAGCAAGAUUUCUUAUUCGAAACAAACGAUAUGAACGCUGGCCUGCUAGUAGAAGUUUGGUGCAAGGGAUUUCUCUGGGAUCGUUUUCUCGGUUACUACUUCAUCCCACUUUCGGAAGUGUCCUACAUGAACGAGGUAACGUCAAAUAAGACUUUCGAGACAUCGGCGUUAAAACAAGAGCAACGCGUAUCGUCCGAUAACAACAGCAAUACACAACCACUCGGCGACACUCGGACGGAGGGCUCUGGACAGUGGGUCGGCUUGGAUUCCGAGCUCGAAAUGAGGGGUGCCGAAAUCGUUGGCACGAAAAAGCCGACCGGUCACUCUCUUCUAAUAGACUGUCGAUUGGAGCUACCUUUCGUGUCUGACCAAUCAGGAAAGAGCGAUCGACGAACCGGAUGGAAAGCCCUGCUAACGAGCGAAACGGCAAUGCAGUUGCGAGCAGCUCGGCCCAUGUGUGGCUCAGACCCGGAGAACACGGAAGCGGCCGAUCUGCAGAGGAAACUGGAGAUGCUGAACAACAUGAUGGACCAGGAAGCACGGGCCGAACAGGCGCGCCGACAGAUAUUGUACAAUAUAGGCCACUCCGGUUAUUCGGAGGAUUCCGACUACACGUCGGACCUGAAUUAUCCAGUUGGAGGACAAGGGGCGAACAGCUCGGCCUCGCAGUUCCGUAGCGCGGCGAAUCAAUUGGCUACUCCUCAGAGGUCUCUCGAAACCUCCAGGGAAAACAGUUACGAGAGGGACGAUCAUCAGAUUCCAACGACGGUCGGUGGACGAUUAGCCAGCGGCGGUAGUUACGGCGGUGGUUAUGGCAGUCAAAGUCAUAGUCCGAGAUACGACGAGCCGUAUCCCGAGGAAUGUCUGCCUCAGCGAUACUCCGUACAGCAUUCUUCGGAAUGUUCCGAGCCACUCUUCUAUAAUAGUAGACCGAGACAUUACAAAGAAUACAGACGACGGAAGCACACAUGGGAUUACGAGGACAGUCAAGAUGGUUGGUACAGCGAGGGCUACGACUAUCACGGUACGCGGCUCGACGACACGAGGAUCUACAGCGACACCGAGUACUACCCAAUUUCGACGACGACCACGUCGCGAAGAAGAGGUCCUCAGAGACGGCCGUCCUUGGAAAGACAGAUGACCCUCUACGACGAGCAUUCGUACUUCACCGAUGGCUACAGCAGCGACGGUAGAACGAGCAAGAUGAACGCCACUUAUCCGGAAUGUCAAACGGACAUCAGGUAUAACGAGUACUACGACACUAUAACGGGAUACGUGUAUCAAGACGAAAGGUAUGGUCAGGACGACGAGGACAGACAAUGGGACAGCGGAGGGAAGUGGUAUUCGGGCACGAGCACUUACUACGAGAACAAACGAAAUAGGAAAACGCUUCCGCAAAGGCCUGCGUCGAGUAUCGGUAUUCAUCGACCCGAUUACAGGCCGACGGUCAUCAGGCAACGUAGCUACGACUCGGAGGAACUGGAUUACAGCGGUCACGAUCGUCGUAGAAAAGCGCUGCAGCCGCAGCAACGUCCAAUGUCUCGCCAGGAAGGAACCGGCAAGAAGCUACCUCCGACACCGACCAAACCGAGCAACGUCGUCGUUGGCCGUAAACUCGCCUCUCUACCUGCUACGCCGAGCAGACAACUGCCAAAGACUAGAACGCCCUCCGAGGAGAGCUACUACAAGUCUGACUACAACGAGGACUAUAAUUACGCUUAUCGCAGUCAGGAUAAUUUGCCGCAAGACAACUCUCACUCCGCGAACCUGUACGCUACGCACCAGGAUUCUCUCGAUCAGGCGCACAUUUCUGGCAAGAAUCGGUAUACCGACAUGAGCCAGGACAAUCAAUACGCCAGCACUUACGGGGGCCAGCUCGACGAUCCGUACGCGUAUCAGCAAGAUUCGCAGACGCAAGACGCCUACGAUCGAUCCUACGUGCAAAACUCGUACAAGGACGAGUAUCGGCAAUCGUACGUGCAAGACAAGAACGUAGAUAUUUAUCAGAAAACGUACGAGGAAACGACUUAUCCUAACGCGAGCCAAGCGAACGACCAAUACACCGUUUUACCUAACGAUCAGUAUACGAAUAUCUCGAACGAUCAGUACGACAAGGGCCAGGACAUGAUAAUCGACAAUAAUUAUCAAGUCGAGAAUUAUGAUCGGAACAACGUCCAAUAUCAAGAGACCUAUAAUCAGGAGGAAACCUAUCAGAAACAGUACGACGAUUACGUUCCGUCGAGCGUCUACGACCAGAAUAACGUGUCGAAUGCUUACAAUCAAUAUCAGCAAUACGAUUCCGAGUACAAUAUCAGUACGUCUACCGAUUAUCAAAACACCUAUCAAGAUAAUACGUACAAUGAAGUGCCUGUUACGACUCAAGAUAAUUAUCAGGAUGCUUAUAUUAAGCAACAGCAAGACGAUUAUACGAAUUACGACGUUCCUUAUACCAAAGAGGAGACCGUACCGACGACGUAUCAAAACGAUUAUCAAAAUCAAUAUGAAAAUUAUCAGGAGGAGCAAUACGACGAAUCUGCUUAUCCAGAAUCCUAUCAAGAAUCCUAUCAGGAAUCUUAUCACGACUCUUACGAGGAACGUUAUAAAGGAAGUUCGGCCGCUGUCGCGGAAAGGAGACAGAGCGAAGUGCCGGAAGUAUCCGUUACCACGCCGAAGGGUCAGACAAAAACCAACGGUUAUCCGUCUAGCGAGUCGGAAUAUUUGUACAAUCAGGAAAACGAGCAGGUUUCGCAGAUAGGUGCGUCUAGGAGGAAGAAGCUCGGUAAGCGCGAGCCCAGUCCGCUUUUGCAACAAAACACGGACUCGCUGGAAUCGAGGGACGACGAAUUAAAGGAUUCCUUCGAAACGGCCGUGAGUUCGGUCGAGAGUAGUCAACCUAGGAAAGCUUACAGCGAGUACUCGACCGCGGGUGACUCUAGUCCUGCCGCGACCACUCUGGUCGAUUCGCCCCAGAGUACGACGCAGCCACUUACGAGCAUGGUAAAUCACGUCGCGAGUAUGGAUAAUCACGUCGGCAGUAGCAGCAUCAUCACGGUUACAGCGACGGUUCAUUCUACCUCUGGCGCGAUAAAUGGCAAACGAUUGGCUCGAACGGAAUCGUAUCAGGAAGAAGCGAUCGAGGACGAGGAUUAUCCCGAAAUCAUUCCAACGGAGCCCCAGAGAAAGGAUUCUCAACUGUCCCAUCAGAGUCAGCUCAGUCAACACUCGAGUACGCAUUCCCAGAAACCCAAACUCACGAGAGGCGACUCUUACGCCUCCGAUCAUUUCCCCGAAGAGUCCUACAGUAGAAGAGGAUCCUAUGCUCAGUCUAUCAGAAAGGAAUCCGUCUCUUCCGCCACGCAGGAAGCCUUCAAACCGCCUCUGACAAGGACCGAUUCGUAUCAGAGCAGAGGGACCGGUUACGCGCAAAAUUUCACCGCUCCUGAGCCAAUAUCAAGAGCCGAGGGUUAUCAGAGAGGUUACUUCAAGGAUCAGGAAACGAUUGACGAGAGCGAGAUUACGUUGAGCAACCAGGUCAACGGGGAGUACAAAAUGAGGGACGAAACUCUCGACAGGUACGAACGCGGAGAGGAAGCGAUGAUUCGUAGCUCUCGAGAGAACUCGCUGCUCGAUGCGUACAAGACGUCUCCACCGUUGUCGCACACCGACAGUCCACGCGGGAGUAUAACGAAGCAAGCGUCGUUGGAGGAGAGCGUGCAAAUGGAUACACCGCCGCGAAGUCCACCGGAACCACCGCCCGACGAGGAACUCUUGGAGAUGGUCGGUGCCGUGCCCGUCCCAACGCAACUUAAGGAACGACCGGAGAUAAAAAUGACACCGCGGCAACGUUGGCACUGGGCCUACAACAAAAUCAUCAUACAAUUGAACGUGAGUACAAAAUCUUUGCGUUCGUCGACUCUCUUUACUCUUCCUUUUUUUUUGCUCGCGCAUCGCAACUGCCGGCGUACGUGAGAACGUUGAUGUGCAGGUGAGUCUUAUCGUUUAUUUUCAGUGCGCACGAUGCUUCGUCUCUUAAUUAUAAUUACAUGGGUAGAGAUAGAAUACGAUACGUUCGAUUACGUCACGGCGAGCAGAGUUUAGCCGCCACGCGAUAUGCCAUUCAACGUGCGACCUUCGACGAUCGUAGGUAGGAUAUCAAAAUUAAGAUAGGCACGACGCACGUCGCCUUGUUCUCAGCGAUCACGAACGAGCGUGACGGAAAGCGAAGCUUGACUCGAAACGUUUACGCGCUCUAAAGUAUACUCCUGCGUAUUUGCGUUGA
This is a messenger RNA of Vespula pensylvanica (western yellowjacket), 6130 nucleotides long. RefSeq lists its product as uncharacterized. Gene Ontology annotation, biological process: neuromuscular junction development; synaptic vesicle priming; synaptic transmission, glutamatergic. Gene Ontology annotation, molecular function: calmodulin binding; diacylglycerol binding; syntaxin-1 binding. The transcript is spliced from 17 exons. Lineage: Eukaryota; Metazoa; Arthropoda; Insecta; Hymenoptera; Vespidae. Bases 1714 to 5820 code for a protein of 1368 amino acids. Gene Ontology annotation, cellular component: terminal bouton; presynaptic active zone cytoplasmic component; neuromuscular junction. The record is from RefSeq and is a predicted model, not a curated record.